This is a messenger RNA of Micropterus dolomieu (smallmouth bass), 1736 nucleotides long. RefSeq names its product perilipin 2 (gene plin2). Gene Ontology annotation, biological process: lipid storage; positive regulation of triglyceride storage. The transcript is spliced from 8 exons. The record is from RefSeq and is a predicted model, not a curated record. NCBI's taxonomy places the organism in Eukaryota, Metazoa, Chordata, Actinopteri, Centrarchiformes, Centrarchidae. The coding region runs from base 113 to 1459 and encodes 448 amino acids. Gene Ontology annotation, cellular component: lipid droplet; cytosol.
UCUCGCGAUAAUUAUAGAAUAUAAAUACAGCUGCGGUCGCCUCACACGUAGUAUCAGACAACUCAUUUACAGUUAGGAUACACUCGGAGCUAUCGGUUUUGUUAAAGCAGACAUGGCAGCAGCUGCAGUUAUCGCAAAUCAGAAUGUGGUGGAGAGGGUGACCAGCCUUCCUCUGGUGAGCUCCACCUAUGGCUUAGUGUUCAGCGUGUACUCCAACACCAAGGGCACCCACCCUUACAUCAGGACCGUGUGUGAGGCUGCUGAGCAAGGAGUCCGGACCAUCACCUCGGUGGCCCUCACCACCGCUUCACCCAUCAUUGACAAGCUGGAGCCUCAAAUUGCCAUUGCCAAUGACCUGGCCUGUAAAGGUUUGGACAAGAUUGAGAAAUCCUUGCCAAUUCUUCACCAGCCAUCUGAGCAGAUUGUUUCCAGUGCCAAGGAUGUGGUAACCAACGCUAAAGAUGUUGUGACAGGCACAGUGUCCGGUGCCAAGGAAACAGUCUCAGACACUCUGACCAGCGCUGUGGAGAAGACUCGGGGUGCGGUGCAGGACAGGGUGGACAAGACCAGGGCUGUUGUCAGCGGGAGUGUCAGCACAGUGCUGGAAAGCAGAGUGGCCCGGCUGGUCAGCACCGGAGUGGACACGGCCCUAAGCACCUCGGAGAGGCUGGUGGAGCAGUACCUGCCUCUGACAGAGGAUGAGCUGGAGCUGGAGGCAAAAACUGUGAGCGGCUUUGACAAGAAGGAGCCGAGCUACUAUGUCCGCCUGGGUUCCCUCUCCACCAAACUCCGAAAGCGGGCGUACACCAGGGCCUUGGCCAGAAUCCAAGAUGGCAAGCAGCAAAGCAGGAAAUUCAUUUCUGAGCUGAACUCCACUGUUGACCUGAUUGAAUAUGGCAAAAAGAACAUUGACGGGGCUAACCAGAUGGUAAAUGACAAGCUGAGGUCCCUGGUGGCCAGGAAGUCCAAUGGCCCAAACCAGGAGGAUGAUCACGAGGCAGAGGUAAUUGAGUCUCGCACCUUGGCCCUGGCACGUUCCCUCUCCCAGCAGCUCCAGACCACCUGUCUGGUCCUAGUCUCUAGCCUGCAGGGCCUCCCCAACCACAUCCAGCAGGAGGCACUCUCCCUCAGCCGCUCUGCCACACACAUCUACACCAGCUUCAGCAAGGCUAACGGGCUGGGAGACCUGCCACACAGUGUGCUGAGCAGCAGCAAAGUCCAGCUGCGCAAAAUGAAAGACUCCCUCGACAACGUCAUGGAUUAUCUGGUCAACAACACGCCGCUCAACUGGCUGGUUGGUCCUUUCUACCCUCGGAUGGCCCUAGAAUCGACCCACGCUCCGGCUUCUGUAGCCAGCAGCACACAAGCUACGUCCUCCUGCUCUCCCUCCACCUGUGAACAUCGAGAGGAGUCCAUGGAAGUCGAGAUGGAGUCACUACGUUCCCAGCAGCACCAGUGAUCCAUUACAACUUUCUGUUUUGAGUUUUAACAUACUCUGCUUUAUAGGUUGAUCUAAUUCCAUGUCAAACGCAAAUUUACUUUUUAGAUUAUUUUUUUAAUUCUUGCUGUAAUCACAUCACAUAAAAUGUGAGGUUGGUUAAUCCUGUGGAGAAUUUUAUAAUCUAGACAUUUACUGGUAAAACUCAAUCCAUUGCUUAUUUCCACAUGAACUGUACUGGAAUCAGAUACUUGCAUUCACUAGGUCUUUUCUCUUCCACAUUAAAAUCUGAACUUGC